AUGCGCAUCUAUGCGAUCCAAAUCUCAAGUUGGUCUCCCAGCAAUGAUCUCUACAACACUCUUUUGAACCUCCUCGACGCGCCAUCGCAAAGUCGCAUCCGUCAGUUUGUCCACCGCUCAGAUGCCUUGCGCUGUCUGAUCGGCCGGCUUCUGCCACGCUACAUCAUCUCGCAAGAGACGCGAUGCGCCUUUGGCGAUGUUCAAAUAGAGUAUAGCGCGCUCGGCAGACCCUACUGCGUAUCAUCGCAAGUCCCCAUCGACUUCAACGUCUCUCAUGAUCACGACUGGGUCGUCAUGGCGUGCGCUACCGCGUACGCGCUAAUAGCGGGCUGGCCUGAUCGAGGUAUUGUCGGGAUCGACAUCAUGCAGAACAUCUUGCCCUUCGGAUCGCAUACCAGCGAGCUUGUCGAUACACUAGCUCCGCAGCUCUCUUCCGACGAGCAGAACAGGCUGCGAUCCUCCGCUUCGGUCGAAGCAGCCUUAUCGAUCUGGACGCUCAAGGAAGCCUACGCUAAGCUCACCGGACAAGGUCUGCGUAUGGACAUGAGACGCUGCAGCUUUGACACGCCGUCGCCAGGCGGUCGCUGCACGAUGCAUUCGUCAGAUGAGCACGAAGAACUUGAAUUCUCCUCUCGUUCGGGCCUCAUACAGGGCUAUACCUUGUCGGUCGCAUGGCAUCGCAGUGCAGGGCCACUGUCGCAAGCCAUAGACCAGGCCUGGCACGCUGCCGACUUUGUUCGUCUGCUCGUCAAAACGUGA
Molecule: messenger RNA, 759 nt
Organism: Mixia osmundae IAM 14324
Lineage: Eukaryota; Fungi; Basidiomycota; Mixiomycetes; Mixiales; Mixiaceae
Exons: 4
Coding region: 1-759 (252 amino acids)
Cellular component (GO): cytosol
Molecular function (GO): holo-[acyl-carrier-protein] synthase activity; magnesium ion binding
Source: RefSeq, a predicted model, not a curated record